CUGUACAACACCCUAGAUUUUUGACACUGACACAAGUCUCACAGUUAUGAGCUGUUGCAGUGUCCUCUGCAGCGUCUCUCUCUUUAAAGACAAACACUCAAUUAGCAGCCGUCUAACGAGGUCAUUAGCAAUCCGGCGUCUUAAACUUUCCCAGCGAUGAGCAGUGAUGCCUUAAAUGUUGAGAUGACACAUUUUCACUGAAUACUGUCUUACACAAUUGCAGAUCCUGUCAUUUCCAUAUUAAUUACGCUUUCGUCGUUAAAACAUCACAGAGCUGUAAAAUACAAAUGGGGAAAAAUACAAAAAGCUGCAAUAAUAUUUACACAGGGGCAAAAAUAAGAGAGAAGGGCUUUUUAUUGAGUCAUAUUUAAGAUUUUUAUUUUUUUACGUUAAAUCCACAGCCAUAAAAUUUGAUACAAGGUUAGGAAAAUAUUUUUAUGAUUUGAAUCUUGAGUCUCGUUCCAUGUAAAGUUUUUCUCCUGAUUUAUUAUCUCUAAAUUUGAUGCCAAAUAUGAUGGACAAUGAUUUAUACUCUGUAUUAGUUUUCAUACACCAUUUUUUAAGUUUCAACCACAAACAUCAGUGUAGUUUUUGUAAUGUUGGAACCUAAUUUGAAUUUUUAGUUUAAAAAAGAUGCCUGUUUGGAGGUACAAAUGUUCCAUUUGACUAGUAGCAAAUGGAACAUUGACCAACAUAUUCCAUGUGUAUUUGCUUGAUCAUUUUAAUGAUGGCAUUUGACAAAAUGUAACGAUUUCUUGUUUCAUAAUUGGUGACUGCAUUAUGUUUUUCCUGAUAUAAAGCAGUUUGAACUGCCUUGUUGCUGUACAAAUAAACUUGACUUGAUGUAUAGAAACACCUUUUUUCUCCUUCUGUAUUGUUGUCUUUUAGCUUGUGAUAAAUGGAUGGUCCUUCCUAGACCAGGUCUCCCCAGAGACGUCAACCGCUUCGGUCACUCUGCUGUGGUCAGCAAUGGCAUCAUGUACGUCUUCGGAGGCUUUUCGGGUGUGCUUCUGAAUGACGUGCUGGCCUACAACCCUCCGUCCUGCCAAGCCUUCUCGUCCCCAACUCUGUGUUUAGCGGCUGGGUCAGGAGUUCGCUGCCUCUGGGUGAAAAGCAGAUGUCUCCCAUGGGAGUCCAAACAGCACGAUCACAUCGUCCCGGCUUCUUUCUGCCCUGCACGACCCGACAGCACAGACGAACAGUGCAUUCGCUUCUCAGACUGCGCCAGCUGCACAGCCAACACCUGGGGGUGCCAGUGGUGCAAGGACAGGAAGUGCAUCUCUGCCUCAAGCAACUGCACUGUGCUGACUCUGGAGCUGGCCCAGCAGCAUGACGGUGCUUUGUCUCUGUCUGCACCUCCAUCCAUGUUGUCUGAACAUCAGCUCAGCUUGUGGAAGCACGGCACACGAAGGAGGGGACAUUCGGUGAGAGACUCGUCCAGGUGCAAGCGGCGGGAGGAACAGGAGUGUUUCCAACUGGCCAGCUGCUGGAGCUGCUCCCUGAACAGCAACUGUCAAUGGGAGGUGCAGCAGCAGGAGUGCCAGGUGCUGCCCGGUGAGGAUACACACUCAUCAAAACACUUUAUUAAUGAUCUUGGAAAAAACAAAGAAAAAAAAAACACUUUCCACACUGAUAUUUCCCCCCUUGAAUCAACCUGUUUAUCAUAAAUUCUUAAUGUCUUUUUUUGCAUUAUUAAAUCAGUUGAUUUAUAAAGCACCAAUUCGCAACAAAAAUCAUUAAAGUUCAAUCACACAUACGUUCCAGUUGAUCAUAGUUGUCAAACAG
Poecilia latipinna (sailfin molly) is the source of this 1785-nucleotide messenger RNA. Its product is annotated as attractin-like protein 1. Gene Ontology annotation, molecular function: protein binding. Bases 843 to 1667 code for a protein of 274 amino acids. NCBI's taxonomy places the organism in Eukaryota, Metazoa, Chordata, Actinopteri, Cyprinodontiformes, Poeciliidae. Gene Ontology annotation, cellular component: Golgi apparatus. The record is from RefSeq and is a predicted model, not a curated record. The transcript is spliced from 5 exons.